CGUCCCAUGUCAGUUUUGAUUAGAUAUGUUUUUAUGUUUUUCUAAAAAUUUGUUGUACACAUAUUUUAAAUUUUUCGUCAUUUUGGUAGCUUUUUGUUUGCCCUUCACUGAAGAUGCCCGAAAGCGAUGUCGACGACGCACUUGUCACGAUAGGCUUCGGAUGUGGUCAGGUGAUCAUUCUCGCCGUGAGCUUCGUCACCACAAUGUACUCGGUGACGGAGUCGAUGGGCAUCGGCUAUGUAAUAGUGCGAACAUCCUGCGAGUGGGAAACGGACAGGGUAAUGAAGACGAUGAUGGCGAGCACCCUCCUCGCAGGAAUGGUGGCCUCCGGAUACUUUCUCGGCUUUCUGGCGGAUAGGUUCGGCAGGAGGACUAUUAUAAUAAUGUCGCUAAUGGGAGCACUCACUUUCUCCUUAAUCACAUCCUUGAUGCCGAACCCGUAUGCCUUCAUUGUCACCCGGCUUAUUGUGGGCCUCUUCCUCUCCGGUUCGGCAUCGCUCGCCGUCGGCUUCCUCAUCGAGUUCUAUGCCCCGCCGUGGCGGGCCAAAGCCUCAAUGUUGGUUAGCUUCGGCGUGGGCUUCGCCCUCAUAUUCUGUCCACUCGUUGCCAUGGCUCUGCUCCCGCACGAUGUCACCCUCCAAAUUGCCGAAGAUGUUGUGCUGCACGACUGGCGCUUUCUUUUGAUGAUCUUUUCAUUGCCUGGAUGGAUUGCCUUGGUUUCAAUCUCCUUGGUGCCGGAGACUCCCUACUUCCUGUUGUCCGUGGGUCGCGUGGAUGCCGCUAAGGAUGCCCUGAAGUGGGUGGCCAAGAUGAACGGUAAAGGUAAAGUAUGGGACGAAAUGAAAAUCAACUUGACGCCAGAAACCCGAAACACCCUCAUGGAGGGAAUGUCCGCCUGUAAAGAGCUGCUCUACGAGGCGGUCCGGCUUUUUAGACCGCCGUACGCGGCGAGAUUCAUUGGGUGUCUGCUCAUUCUGUUUGGAAUAUUCUUCAGCUCUGUUGGCAUGGGAGUGUGGUAUCCGAUCAUACGGAAUGCUGAUGAGAAUCAAUAUGUGCGGAUGUGCGACAACCCGGCUAUUACCGGAAUAGGUUUAAACAAGACGUAUCACGGCCAUGAGACGAAAUUGGACUGCCACGACAAGUUUACGAACUUUCACGACCCCAUCUUCUACGGGUGCUGUUACGUCAUUUUCUAUGGGGUCGCUACGGUGCUAGUCCUCCUCAUACCCCGAAAGUACGUCCUGGCGCUGCACAUCGGUAGCGGAGCCGUACUCGGCUUCUGCCUGAACUUUGUGGCUACUCCGCUGUCGGUCUUGGUGUGCUUCACGGGCUUAAUAACAGUGCCCGGAGUCCUGAUAUCCCUGGCAUCCUCAGUUAUGGUCGAUCUCCUGCCCAUCCACAUGCGCGGCAAGGCCCUCUGCAUGGGCAGGUCUCUGGCCAGAUUGGGAUCUGUGAUAGGCACCAAUUUGGUGGGAUUGGCGAUGAAGGUUUCCUGUGAUGUUACCAUCAAUAUCUUUGUUGUCUACCUGACGAUCUGUACGGUUGUGUGCCUCCUUCUGCCCAAAGGUACCUGAGAAUUUGAAUCCUGAAGUAUCCUGGAAAUCCAACCGUGUAACUCCAAUUUCAUGGCCAAGAUCACGAUUGCAAAUUUUUACUGGCUUAGCAUGCUUGUUUUAAAAUUUCUUUCCCGCACAACGUCAUUUUUGUAUAAAUAAAUCGAGUUUAAAAUC
Drosophila ananassae is the source of this 1730-nucleotide messenger RNA. RefSeq names its product putative transporter SVOPL. The record is from RefSeq and is a predicted model, not a curated record. The transcript has 5 exons. Gene Ontology annotation, molecular function: transmembrane transporter activity. Gene Ontology annotation, cellular component: membrane. Lineage: Eukaryota; Metazoa; Arthropoda; Insecta; Diptera; Drosophilidae. Bases 114 to 1574 code for a protein of 486 amino acids. Gene Ontology annotation, biological process: transmembrane transport.